AUGGGGCAGCGGUCGGAAGUAGCUACACCUGACAAUAGUGAUGAGGAGAGCGGAGACGCUUUCACCGAUGGAGACUUUGGUGACUCCGAAGAAGAAACUAUCGUAGAACGCCAUACUGACGCUAAGCCUGCGCACAUGCCAAUCAACGAAACAGUGAAUGACGAUGUUCAGAACAAUGCUGCUACUAAUGGGCACUCUAAUGGUGGCGUCGAUGAGCAGCUCCGAAUGAAUGGUCGUAAAAACAGUGAAGCUCACUCAAGUGAUGUGGACAGCCAAAGCUUAGUGUUAUCAGAUUUGCGCAGAGACUCUCACGGCGAACUAAAUCCUUCGAUCGUUGGCAUUCUCGGCGAUCAGCAGAACCAUGCUGAACAAAGGUUGGCAGCGCGGCGGGCGGCGCGGGCGGAGGCGCGCGAGAUACGCAUGCGCGAGCUGGAGCGCCAGCAGCGCGAACAAGAGGACCAUGCAGACAAAGCGUAUGAUAUGUAUGCCGGGAAGACACCAGAGUCAGUGGGUCGCCGCGGGGGCACGCGGCUGGCGUCCCUCAGCCCGGCCGUGCACUCGCCUCGCCGCAGCUCCGAGGACUCCAUGGAUGAUGGGUUCAGCGUCAAAGAUCUUAGACACGAGUUGAAGGAAGUGGAGGAGAAGUUCCGUAAGGCGAUGAUCCUGAAUGCGCAGCUGGACAACGACAAGGCGGCGCUCGGCUACCAGCUCGAGCUGCUCAAGGACAGGAUAGAGGAGCUGCACGAGGAAUAUGCACAGUUACAGCGAGAGCACAGAGAGAAAUGCUCAUCAUUCGAGCGUUUGAAGCGGGAGCACGAGUCAGUGACUCGCGAGCUGGGCGCGGCGCGCGACGCAGUCCGGGCGCGGGACGCGGCGGCCGCGGCCGCGGGCUUCGCCUUCGUGGACGCCGCCUCGCUGGACGCGGGCGCGCGGGAGGCCGCGGGCGCGCCCGGGGCCGCCGUGGGCGCCGUGCCCGCGCUGGCACUGCUCACGCAGGCCGCGCAUCAACUCCUCGACACCGCUGGGGAGGGCACGCUCGACGUACGGUUGCAGAAGUUACUGAGUUCGAAGCAGGCGCUGGAGUCCGAGGUCCGCAAGCUGAAGCUGCAGCUCAAUGAGGAGCGUGCCGCCAGGCAGAACGGAGUCACCAACCAUCACGACCAGGAAUACGAGAAUGAACUGGAGACAGUGCGCAAGGCGGUGUCGGAGGCGAAGGGCCGCGCGGCGCGCGCCGAGGCGGAGGCCGCGCUGCAGGCCGCGCACGUGGCGCGCCUGGAGGCGCAGCUGGCCCGCCUGCGCGCGCGCCAGGACCACCAGGACGAGCACGAGGAGCAACUCAAGCAGGAGCGCCGCAAGCUGCAGCGAGAGGCUCGGGAAGCGCUCAACCGAGUUGAGGAGUUGGAGACUGAGAACAGCCACCUGACGAAGCGACUCGACAAGCUCAAGAACGCGAAGUCUGCCCUGCUGAAAGAUCUGUGA
This is a messenger RNA of Spodoptera littoralis (African cotton leafworm), 1479 nucleotides long. Lineage: Eukaryota; Metazoa; Arthropoda; Insecta; Lepidoptera; Noctuidae. The record is from the annotation of a GenBank genome assembly.